This is a messenger RNA of Psammomys obesus (fat sand rat), 1386 nucleotides long. RefSeq names its product cathepsin H (gene Ctsh). Gene Ontology annotation, biological process: immune response. Gene Ontology annotation, cellular component: lysosome. The coding region runs from base 49 to 1050 and encodes 333 amino acids. Gene Ontology annotation, molecular function: cysteine-type endopeptidase activity. The record is from RefSeq and is a predicted model, not a curated record. NCBI's taxonomy places the organism in Eukaryota, Metazoa, Chordata, Mammalia, Rodentia, Muridae. The transcript has 12 exons.
AGGCUGGGUUCCCAAGGACACCCUCCGAACCGGGCAGUGAGAGCAGCGAUGUGGGCCGCGCUGCCGCUGCUGUGCGCCGGGGCCUGGCUGCUGAGUGCUGGGGCCACCGCUGAGCUGACCGUGAACGCCAUAGAAAAGUUUCACUUUAAGUCAUGGAUGAAACAGCACCAGAAGACAUACAGCUCAGAGGAGUACAACCACAGACUGCGGAUGUUUGCCAACAACUGGAGGAAGAUUAAUGCCCACAACCAGAGGAACCACACAUAUAAAAUGGCGUUGAACCAGUUCUCAGACAUGAGCUUUGCUGAAAUAAAACACAAGUACCUCUGGUCAGAACCUCAGAACUGUUCGGCCACCAAAAGUAACUACCUUCGUGGUACUGGCCCCUACCCCUCCUCCAUGGACUGGCGGAAGAAAGGACAUUUUGUCUCGGCAGUGAAAAAUCAGGGGUCCUGUGGCAGCUGCUGGACUUUCUCCACCACGGGGGCCCUGGAGUCUGCUGUGGCUAUCGCCAGUGGGAAAAUGCUAUCUUUGGCUGAGCAGCAGCUGGUGGAUUGUGCCCAGAACUUCAACAACCAUGGCUGCCAAGGAGGUCUCCCCAGCCAGGCCUUCGAGUACAUCCUGUACAACAAGGGCAUCAUGGGAGAAGACUCCUACCCUUACAGAGGCAAGGAUGGUCACUGCAAAUUCAACCCCAAAAAAGCUAUUGCAUUCGUCAAGGACGUUGCCAACAUCACACUCAAUGAUGAGGAAGCCAUGGUGGAGGCUGUGGCACUGUACAACCCUGUGAGCUUUGCCUUUGAGGUGACUGAAGAUUUUAUGAUGUAUAAGAGUGGCGUCUACUCCAGCACUUCCUGUCAUAAAACCCCAGAUAAAGUAAACCACGCAGUCCUGGCUGUUGGCUAUGGUGAACAGAAUGGAUUACCCUACUGGAUUGUGAAAAACUCUUGGGGUGCCCACUGGGGGGACAAUGGGUACUUCCUCAUUGAGCGUGGGAAGAACAUGUGUGGCCUGGCUGCCUGUGCCUCCUACCCCAUCCCCCAGGUAUAAGCCAAAGCUGCACAGGCAACUGGUGGGCAGACAAAGUGAGGAACUGGUCCUUCAGUGAAAAUCCUGCCCUGAAGAAAACUGUGGGGAAGUCCGCCAAGAGGCCCUCUAAUUCCUGAACUGAGCCUAGGUGCCUAAAGACAGCGAGGAAGAAGAACCAGGCCAGCAACAAGCCCACCCAGGUGGCACCAUCACGAGCCAUGUGCCUUGAAUGUGGUUUUUAACUGACUCAAACCGACAUGGACCUAGAAUCUUCUCUUUCUAGCUCUCUUCCUGUAGAGAGAGCUCAAAUAACUGCCUUUUCUAUGUUGUAGAUUCAAUAAAUGCACAGUGAACACC